UAGCACAACAAAUCCCGGAAAAGGGAAGCGGAAGACUGAGCCAAAAAUGUUGAACGAGAGUGAAGUUAGCAAAGUACAUAACAGCUGAAAUAUACCUGUGGGUGUGUAAACAUACAGCUCUGCGGAAAUCAGUCUACAAAUGUAAACCUUUACGAGUCAUUAAUCGCGUCGAGAAAGUGUCCGUUGACGAGCAGCUAACGUGUGAUUAGCUCAGUUUUGACAACAAGAUGCUGCAACGCCCCUGAAACUGGUGCCAAAGUAUUUUAAUGAGCAGUUUUUUUGGGGGGGGGGGAUGGUUACUAAAGGUGUUCCCCAGUUUGUGCUGUUUAAUCUCAGUGAACAAAUCUGGAUUUCUGCCCAGUCCUCUCUGUUUCCUGAGCUCUUUGUGAAAUGACCUGACUUCACUGGUUCCAGCAUCUGAUCACAAUGGCCAGAAUAGCCUGGUAUCAAGAGAAGAUUGGGGCCUAUGAUCAACAAGUCUGGGAGAAAUCUCUGGAGCAGGCGGAUCUAAAUGGUCUGGACAGCAAACCAAAGAAGACGGGUCACAUCAAAUCAGACCUCAUCGAUGUCGACUUAGUAAGAGGAUCGACAUUCAGCAAAGCCAAACCAGAGAGUCCCUGGACAGCUUUGACUCGGAAAGGUCUGGUCAGAGUGCUGCUGUUCCCGUUCUUCUUCCAUUGGUGGAUCCAGGUGACCUCCAGAUCCAUUUCCUCAUGUAUCCUCGUGCUGUACUUCUUGCAAGUGGCGGCAGUGGCGCUGUACUUGGAGGUCCCUGGGGCGUGUGCCAGCGAGGUGUUUGGGCCCAUGUGUCUGCUGCUGCUGCUGGGUACCGUGCACUGCCAGAUUGUGUCAACUGAGUCCAGCCGGUGGCCCUCGGGCAGUCCAGCUGCCAGCUGUGCCACCAGCCCUGCGCGCAGAAGGAGGCCAAGGAAGGGCAGAGGGCUGAAAAAAUCUGAAGAAACAAAUGACAGCGCGGACACAGAGCAGCUUGAUGAAAGCCAGCGAUUAUACAGGAGCGAAGAGAGGAGGAAAAAAAGAAAGUCAGGAUUUGGGGCGUCCGACGAGCUCUCCAGUGAGGAAGAGGAGGGGCUACAACCAGUGGAAGUAAUUCUUCCAAUACCUCACCAAGAGAGGCUUCUUCCUACAACCAGGCCUUCAUCUGCACCAGUGUCUUCUGUUAGGAAGAGAAAUCUAAAGUCUAACCCCAAACCCACAUUAAGACCUCAGGAAGGGGUUGGGGCUUCCAUCAAGGUGAAGCCUCGCGAGGUGGAGCGCCUCAGGCCGAACGUCGGCUCUCGUCCUGCUUCCGACACUGACGACACAAUGUGGGAGGAGCUUCUCCAAGGCCCUGACUCCGCCUCCACGGCGAGCAGUGACAGUGAGGGGAACGGGAGGUACAACGCUGGCAUGGUGCUCCCACAAGCCACCACUCUGAGCAGUGAUGAUGAGAGCCUACAGCAGGGAAUCACUGGAAACCAGCUGUCAUGGCUGCAGGCAUGUCACCCAUCCAAAGACCGUGUGAGUGCCAUAAUAUGGGAGCAGGGCGAGUGUAAGAAAGCAGACAUGUCAGUAUUGGAGAUCAGUGGGAUCAUCCUCACACGGGUGAAGUUGGUGGAGCAGGGUAUGGGUUACCUUAUGCUUGGUGGACUGAUGACAGCUACCCUGGCGCUGCUUCCCUUCGUUUUCCGCUUGGCUCAGCGUUUGGACAUGUCGAGCCUCUGCUCACUGUCCCUGGCAGAGGUGGUAGAGAUGGCAGUGGGGCCGCCUGAUGUCCAGGCUUACGCCUUUUUCUUCAUCACAACAGUGCAAAGAGUCUGCCUCAUAGGACUGUUUUUCUUCAUGAUGUGUGUGGCCGAGAGAACGUACAAACAGAGGCUCUUGUUUGCCAAAUACUUCAGCCACCUCACUUCAGCUCGCAAGGCCAAGAAAUCUGAGAUCCCUCAUUUCAGGCUGAAGAAAGUCCAGAACAUAAAGAUGUGGUUGUCACUACGCUCUUUUCUCAGGAGACGAGGGCCGCAGCGCUCAGUUGACGUCAUUGUCUCCACUAUCUUCCUGUUAGCGCUGUCUAUUUCAUUCAUCAUUUGUGCCCAGCUUUUGCACAGUCACGAAACAUUCCUAGAGUCUAUGACAAAUUGGGAGUUGCUGGUGUGGGCCUCCUCCCUCAUCCUCUUUCUGUUACGGCUCGCCACGCUGGGUUCAGAGACCAACUGCAAAUACAGCAACUCCUCGGUGCUGCUCACUGAGCAGAUCAAUUUGUAUCUUAAAAUGGAGAAAAAGCCCAAUAAGAAAGAGGAACUCAAUAUCGUGAACAAUGUUUUGAAACUAGCUACAAAACUAAUGAAGGAGCUGGAUACUCCAUUCAGACUGCUGGGUCUGACCGUGAACCCUCUGAUCUACAACAUCACCAGAGUGGUCAUCCUGUCUGCAGUGUCUGCUGUGGUCAGCGACCUGUUUGGCUUCAACAUCAGACUGUGGAAAAUCAAGUCUUAAUGUGAAAACGGCAAACCACUAACAGUCGGACACUGGAGACCAGAAUCUCCGUUUGUCUGCUGCAGAGAGACUCUCAUCAAAACAAAAAGUGCAAAUCUACUGACAGUUUAGUCAUGGUCUGUGCCUUCAAACUGAAACUGUCUCUCGAGUUUCAUCAGUCAUUCACAAGCCUGAGAUGCUCUGACAAUCGCUCACGCACCAUUACUGGCGCCUCAGCUGGUGUGGCAACACACAGUUUCCAUCAGCCACGCCACUAACCCAGUGCCUAACCUUUGACCCUUGAAUGUUCCUGAGUAUGCGGUUAAAUAUAGCGGUGAGUUGAGAUCAUUUCAGGCUUCUUGUGUCUUGUACAGAUGUGUGGACACAAAGUGAAAAUGUAAAUGAGUUAAAUGCAGAUGAUAAUGUAGAUAGUUUGAUUAGUCUUAUUAAUACAAUUAACUGUAAAACAAGCAUUGUGCUUUCUGAAGCCAGUAAAUCAAACUCAAUCAAAAUUAAAUGGGCAAUCGGCUGCAUUAAAUUAAUGUUCGGUGGACUCAACUUUCAAACUUUUGUACUAUUUAAGGAGGAAACAUUGUGAUUGUAAGUGGACUUUAUUUAUUUGGGGUUCUGUUUUAGCGCUUAAACCUGUAAUGGUACCUGUAAGUCAUGACUCUUUGACCACUAUCUGCCUUUUUUGUAUUGAGGACCAUUGUUGAAUAAAUAAAAAAAUAUACAUAAAAAAGCUAUGCAAAAUGCUUAAAGAAAAUGUUUAACAGGUGAAAUAAAUGUUUUUCAUCCCUUGGA
This is a messenger RNA of Dicentrarchus labrax (European seabass), 3273 nucleotides long. It is a transcript of the gene phtf1, whose product is annotated as putative homeodomain transcription factor 1. Gene Ontology annotation, cellular component: endoplasmic reticulum. The record is from RefSeq and is a predicted model, not a curated record. Bases 427 to 2490 code for a protein of 687 amino acids. Lineage: Eukaryota; Metazoa; Chordata; Actinopteri; Moronidae. The transcript is spliced from 17 exons.